Labrus bergylta (ballan wrasse) is the source of this 1344-nucleotide messenger RNA. RefSeq names its product caspase activity and apoptosis inhibitor 1. The record is from RefSeq and is a predicted model, not a curated record. Lineage: Eukaryota; Metazoa; Chordata; Actinopteri; Labriformes; Labridae.
UUCCGCGCGACUUUCAGCUUCAUCUCCACAGCUCACGAACGCCUUUUUUUUUUUUAAGAAGACGAAGCUCUUGUUAUUUUAAAAAUGCUCAAAAAGAAGUCAAGUAGCUCUGACAAGAAAAGGAAACACUCACAAAGUGAAGAACGACAUGACAACACUAAACGCAGAAGUACGGAAGCAAACGCGGAGCGGGAACCAAAGGAUGAGCUCGCCGACCCGGAGCUGGACAGGAUUGGCAGCGACAUCGAGGACGGGGGACUUGACCUCAGCCUGCAGUUCAAGCCCAUCACUGCCUUUGCCGGCGACAGAAAGGAGAUGCUGGAGCAGUGUUUCCGCGUGCUGGGCGACAAGAAACUUCGUAAAAUGCUGCCAGAUGAACUAAAGGACUGUAGUUUAGACGAAAUGAAAAAGCUGUGCUGGGAGCAACUGGAGCUGAUCACAGACACAAAUCUGAUCCAGAUCUUAUCAGGGGAAGAAAUUACAUCUGGAAAUGGAGACAGAAAUCCAGAAGAGACCGUGGAAAGCCAGCAAGACAAUAUUGUUGACUCUACAUCGUGCGUCAAAGAAACUGCAAAAACUGAGGACAUUAAGCAAGAGGGUGUGUCAGGCGAGGAGAGUGACGUCCUGAGUAUAAACGCAGACACUUACGACAGCGACAUCGAGGGACAUAAAGAGGAGCAGGCUGUGAAAGCCGUGGACGGAGGGGUUAAAGCAGCGGACAGCAACCAGGAAGAUGCUGACCAGGCUGUAAAUGCUGACCCAGCGGUUAAACCUGACCCGGCAAAUCCCGAACCCCCCAAAGGCGGUAAACCAACAGAAGCAAAGAAAGACAUUCAGAGCGACAUAGACAAAAGUGUUAGCGAGAUUUUGGCAUUUUCUUCGACAUCCAAUAAAGAGGCCGUAGAAGUGACUGCACCUCCGCCGCCUCCAGAUGUAAGCUCACCUGUUCAAAGUGGAUCUGUUACAAGUCGUGGGGCGGCAGGGAGUCAGCCGUCAAUUCAGCAGCUGGAGCUUCUGGAGUUGGAAAUGAGGGCGAGGGCCAUUAAGGCGCUGAUGAAAGCGAGCGACGGGAAAAAACCUGUCGUAACAAAAACUGUGUAGAGCAUUUUGUUGUUUUAUUUAUGGUUUAAUCAUUCAUACUGAUACAAAAAUGAAACUCCCACAUACGGAUAUUUUUAGUUUUUGUUUGAAAUGGCAACUUAUGACUGUUUUUUUUUUUGUGUGAUAUGUAUUGUUCUACGAGUGUGCCAUUCAAACUGUCAUGUUCCUGCUCCAUAUUGGAAUGAUUGUGCUGAAUGUUUAGUGAAGAUUAAACAUUAAAAGGCUUGUCCUCUACCCUCUGAA